Molecule: messenger RNA, 1553 nt
Organism: Larimichthys crocea (large yellow croaker)
Lineage: Eukaryota; Metazoa; Chordata; Actinopteri; Sciaenidae
Product: zinc metalloproteinase nas-4
Exons: 9
Coding region: 123-1019 (298 amino acids)
Biological process (GO): proteolysis
Molecular function (GO): zinc ion binding; metalloendopeptidase activity
Source: RefSeq, a predicted model, not a curated record
UCUGUCUGACUUUAGUGUUUCCCUCUGAGGUGCAGUGAAUAAAUGAGGCAGCAGCUCACAGGUGAUUUCAGUUAACGGGACUAACGAGCAUCUGGAAGCACCGAGCGCUGACCUCUGAGACCAUGCUGCAUCUGCUGCUCACUGCACUUCUGUUUGUUCAAGUCCAUGCCAGGCCGAUACAGGAAGACAAAGAAGCACUGGAGGAAGACUGGUUCACGAGGGCGAUGGAGUACAUGAAGUCUAAUCCAGAGACGUUAGAAGAGCUGAUGGCCAAGAACCAGGCAGUGUUGGAGGGAGACAUGGUGCUGUCAAGCGAUAGGAACGCAGUGGAAAGCACGUGGCCGACACUGGAGAUACCGUAUGUCAUCAGUCCAGAGUUGGCUAGUCAGACAGACGACAUCGUCUCUGCGAUAGCAAUGGUGUCCGAACACACCUGUGUGUCCUUCCACAACCGAACCUCCGAGACGAACUACCUGCUCUUCAAAACCAGCAAAGGUUGCGCCUCAUAUGUGGGCUUCAUUGGCGGCGAGCAAUCUGUGUUUAUCGGGCCCCCGUGCAAGGUGGGUAACAUCAUCCAUGAGAUCCUUCACGCUCUGGGUUUCCAUCAUGAACACACGAGGACAGACCGCGAGCAGUACAUCAGAAUUCUUCCCCACAACAUUAUGGCAGGGAUGGAGAAAAACUUCAAAAAGCAACAUGGCCAAACCUUUGAUCUCCGUUAUGACAUUGCUUCUAUCAUGCACUACGGAAGUGGGUUCUUCUCGGCGAACGGACUGCCCACCAUCGUACCCAACACUGACGCGAAGAACAUGGGACAAAGGGUCAGAAUGACAGAGACGGACAUUGAGAAAGUUCGCCAUCUCUACAACUGUGGUGGCAUGAAAAAGGAGGUCAAGGAGGAGAGCGUUGAUGUGGAGAAGGCGAAAGACGCAAACAUGUUGCACAAUGUGGUGUCGGCCCUCAGGCCCAUGAACGAAGGUCACGCUCUGCCAACAAACCAGAGGAAGAUCUCACACUGACUGCUGCCUCAGCUCACUGCAGCACCUGAAUGCUGCCAGCAGAGGGCGACGUAACACCAUCAGAGAACAGACUGAGUUGUGGUUGAACUAAUUAUCAAUAAAACCAGUAUCUGAUAGAUUUGUCUUCACUGGCAUGUGAAUGCUAACUCAAGAAACAGUAACAUGAAAAUAGUAUUUUACCAAAUGCCCAGACUGUGUCCACCGGGAGUGUUAGUGUUUGCACCACACGCACUGCAGGGAGCGGAGCUGGUGUCGUGCCAGAACCGGAGCUGGGCGAGUGGGCAAUAUAACAGAGCCUCUAUGGACAUAAUGGCAGAGAAGAAGAGAUAAAUGUUGCCUUAAAAGAUAAACGUCUGUCUGUAUAGCUCAAAGUGUCGUCCUCAUUCUGUCAGCUCAACUUCACGGUUAAUAGACUGCUGCUCUCUCGGCUUCACUGUUUGACUGUUGUCUGUUACGAUAUGUCAAGCGUAAAUGUCAGAACAAUUUUCCACCAGCUUACCUGCAUAACAAUAAACGUUGCUGGAGAUAAAUAUU